Molecule: messenger RNA, 1275 nt
Organism: Rhipicephalus sanguineus (brown dog tick)
Lineage: Eukaryota; Metazoa; Arthropoda; Arachnida; Ixodida; Ixodidae
Exons: 6
Coding region: 1-1275 (424 amino acids)
Molecular function (GO): protein binding
Source: RefSeq, a predicted model, not a curated record
AUGCCAAAGUCCAAGCGACGCUGUCGCAUGCACGCUCUGUGCGAAGCCGUCCUAAGUCGGAAGGUGCGUCACGAAUACUCGGCAGGACUGACGGAGCUCCUCUACUCAAGUUUGUGCGGCCUUCCUCGUUUAGAUUUCUACCAGGCUGCUCACCCUGUAGACCACAUGAGUGGGUCAUCAUUCAGUGGAACCGGCGGUGGCCAGCCGCCGUCCCUGGACCAGCGAGACUCGGCCGGUUGCACUCCAAGCCACAGCGGAAGUAGAUUCGAAAGAACGGACGAUGCGAAUUACUCGGGAACGCAGUCGUUUACUGAGAUCCACAGGGCGGAUGCGCAACAGUGCACCACGCGCGAAGCUCGCCGGAGUGCCGUGUCCCUGAACGACCACUGCGACAGCAAGGACCACAAGCAGAGCCUGAACGACACGUCGUGGCCCCAGUCGGCCGGAAUCCUGACGGCGUCGCAGCUGCGCGACCUGCGAGGAACGGGCGAGAACGGAUGCAGUUUCGAGUUCUCCGCGCCAGGGAGCUCGGGCCUCAUUGUGUCCGUGAUCGAGAUGAACCUGCGCAUGGGUGUGCUCAACGAGUCCUGCCUCGACUACAUUUCUGUGAUAACCAAGUUCAACUUCGGCUCUGACAAGGACGAGCGCUGUGGCCGGAUAACGAGCGAGCAGAACUACCACUUCGCAACGACGCACUCGCUGCAGCUCAAGCUUUUUUCCAAGACUCCCCUCACGAAUUUUUUCGACGACUACAUCCUCGCCGUGGUCGCCACCAGCUACGCUGAGUCGCAAGACGGCGUCUGUGGACCGGAGGAGUUUCAGUGCACGGCCGGUGACCGCUGUAUCCACAAGGGCUACCGCUGUGACAACGUCAACAACUGCGGCGACAACAGCGACGAAGCCCAGCUGGGCAACUCCAUGUGCCUGAUGCCGCUCAGCUCAUUGGUUUUGAUCAUUGCUGGCUUGGCGGAUUUGUUGAUUACUUGGUGCAUCGUACUCGGCUGCUGCCUUCGAUCGGCCCUCACCAAGCAAAAGGCCCUGCAGCAGGACCGGUGGGGAGCCCUCGCCCCCGAGGACGCAGCACUCGAGGAAACAGAGGAGGAGAGCAGCGACGUCGACGACCAAGACGAUGACGGUGGCACCGGCGACGCCAACGCCAGCACCAGUUCGCAGCAAGAGAAGGGGAACGCCUUUCGCAACCCGCUGGCUGCCACUUUGCGCAGCCAAGAGGAUGAGCGCGAAGAGCCGGCUGCCGCCUCGGAGGGCGCCUCGUGA